Messenger RNA from Necator americanus (New World hookworm), 2766 nucleotides. RefSeq lists its product as uncharacterized. The coding region runs from base 1 to 2766 and encodes 921 amino acids. The record is from RefSeq and is a predicted model, not a curated record. Gene Ontology annotation, biological process: clathrin coat assembly; actin filament organization; endocytosis. NCBI's taxonomy places the organism in Eukaryota, Metazoa, Nematoda, Chromadorea, Rhabditida, Ancylostomatidae. Gene Ontology annotation, molecular function: clathrin light chain binding; phosphatidylinositol-3,4-bisphosphate binding; clathrin-cargo adaptor activity. Gene Ontology annotation, cellular component: actin cortical patch; clathrin-coated vesicle. The transcript is spliced from 25 exons.
AUGGAUCGUGAAGCGUUUGUUAAAGGGCAGCUUGAAGCAGUACAUAAAGCUUUGACGAAGUAUGAGGUGCCUCUGAAGCCUAAACAUGCGCGUCGUCUCAUCGUCGGUACGCAUCAAGAGAGGUCAUCGGCAGUUUUUUGGAAUGCCGUCAAUAGGAUCCAGUUGGAGAAGAAUCCGGUGAUGACCUGGAAGUUUUGCCACCUUCUCCAUAAAUUAAUACGGGAUGGACACAGACGUGUCCCAGAAGAAUCACACAGGUUUAUAUCUCGAAUAAAACAGCUGGGUCAAUUCUGGAAGCAUCUCAACACAUCUGGGUAUGGUAUCUGCAAUGAGACAUACAGCAAAUUGUUGGUGGAGAGACUUGAAUUCCAUCGAAAGUAUCCAGUGAUGCCGGGUAGUCUUGUUCUAACCGAAUCGCAAAUUAAAACACUUGAAAGUGACUUGGACAACGCGUUCGAGAUGACGAUUGACAUGUUGGACCAGAUGGACAACUUGCUGAGUCUCCAGUCAAAAGUUUAUGAUGCGAUGGAGUGUCUUAGGUGGAGUUCUUUAGUUCCACAGGGACAGUGUUUGCUUGCUCCACUUAUUUUGGUGAUUCUCGACACCAGCAAAUUUUACGACUACCUUGUGAAAAUGAUCUUCAAACUUCAUGGUCAAGUGCCACCAGACGCUCUUGAAGGACAUCGAACUAGAUUCAGAGAAGUAUUUCGACGUACCAAAAAAUUCUACGAGGAAUCCAGUAAUCUCCAAUACUUCAAAUACUUGGUUUCUAUUCCAACGUUGCCCUCAGCUGCGCCUAACUUUCUGCAAGCGUCAGAUCUCGAAAGUUAUCAGACUCCGCAUGCAUAUCUCCACUCUGAAGGAUCUGAAGAUGGCCAGUCAGUGGCAGCUGAUGAAGUUUUGCUCGAUCUGAGUGCUGAGGAGCAAGUACAACAACAUUCACACUCACAGGAUCCUAGGGAUGAGCAGAUCAUUGCUCUUACUCACGAUUUGGAAGACGAACGUUUUGCAAAGGAACGGCUUAUUGCAGAAGCGCGAUCUCGAAUCGAACAAUAUGAGAACAGAUUGGCUCAAAUGCAAAGCGAGUAUGAACACGUACGAAGAGAAGCCGAUGAAGCUCACGACGAGUCGGAAUGUCUACGAAGAGAAUUGGCCACAAGAGAUAUUCAACGUGUGCAAAGCGACGAUGCUCGAGUGCUGGAAGCAACUGAGCAAGCACGACUUGCGGAAGAACGCUUUGUAAAAAUGAAGGGAGCUUAUGAGAAGUUUCGUCUGGAGCAUGUUGCAGCUCUAACAAAGCUAGGGGAUUUACAGAAGGAAUUUGCAGUAAGUGAAAAAACAAGAAUGGAUAAGGAGGAGGAGUUGACAGCUCUCAGCCGCCGAUUAGAAGAAUCUGAAAAGGUCAAGUCCUCCUUGUUGAGCAAGUCAGAAGGGGACGCUUUGGCUGUAGAUGAGCUCCGAUCGCAGCUGGCGAAAGCCGACAUUGACAUGGAGGAACUACGACAGAGCAUGGAACAUCUUAAAGCUUCACACAAAUCUGAGUUAGUCACUGCUGCAGACCGUUAUGUUGAUGAAAAAGCUGAGAUUGAGAAAAAAUUGAGUGGAAUGAUCCGUGCUGCAGUGCUGACAACACUUUCCCGUUGUGACGAAGAACUCCCAAACUCUAGCAGCAUCUCAUAUCCACCUCAUCUCGCGCUUUCUGCACUUAAUGUGCUUAUUAAUUUUAUAAACGAAAAGCAGACGGUUGCCAUGAGUGACACAAUAGUAAUGGCCCACGCUACCAUUCUGGCAGUUAACGCAUGUGCAUCCGCUGCCUACACGUCUUCUAUUCAACACUUUGAUGGUGUGAAUGAACAGUGCCAUGUUAUUGUGCAGGCGAUUCAGGAGCCGUUAUCCUCGUCAAGAUUGGACUUCAAAAGACUGGAAGUCGAGUGCAAAAAACUGCAGGAAAUGAUGACAGCGCUUCCUUUGCAGAGUGAUAUAGAUAAGGAUGUGCUCGGUAAUGAAUUGGAAAAUGAGAUGGCCCGUAUGAGCGAAGCAAUCCGUGCGGCUGUCGAACAAAUCGAAAAGAUUCAGUUAAAGGCGCGGAAUAACAACGACGGAAUCAGACUAGAAGUGAACGAAGCGAUCCUUGGUUGUUGCCAGCAAUUAAUGGCUGCAAUUAUGGCGUUGGUGAGUUCAUCUCGAGAACUUCAAGCAGAAAUCGUGGCUGCAGGAAGAGGAGGUGCUUCACCUCACGAGUUCUAUAAGCGAAACCACCAGUGGACUGAGGGUUUACUUUCUGCUGCAAAGGCUGUUGGUGUGGCUGCACGAGUAUUGGUAGAAUCAGCAGAUGGAGUAGUCACUGGGAAUGGGAAAUUUGAGCAACUGAUUGUUGCUGCUCAGGAAAUCGCAGCUUCCACUGCACAAUUAUUUGUUUCUAGCCGCGUGAAAGCUGACAAGGACUCGGAAAAAUUCGCCGCUCUUUCGGUUUCCUCGAAAAGUGUCAAUCAAUGUACAGCGCAGGUUGUGGCUGCUGUAAAGAGUGGGCAAACUACUCUCAAUGAACAAGAUAACUUGAACUUCUCACAUCUUACGCUACAUGAAGCGAAAAAGGAAGAAAUGGAAUCUCAGGUGCGUAUGCUCGAAUUAGAACAGAAAUUGGUCAUGGAAAGGAAAAAAUUAGCAGAGCUUCGCAAACAGCACUACCAUAUGGCGCAAUUGGCGGUUGCGGAGCAGAAUGGUGGAAGUGGUGAGCGGGACUCAUCUUUCGAGUUUAUUGGCUAA